CGGCGCGGCUUCCGGUCGGCGGGACGCGGACCAUGGCGCGGAGGAAGGUGCGGCCGCGGCUCAUCGCCGAGCUGGCCCGUCGCGUGCGGGCCCUGCGGGAGCAGCGGGAGCGGCCGCGCGACUCGCAGCGCUACGCGCUGGACUACGAGACGCUGACGCGGCCGCACUCGGGCCGCCGGCUGCCCCCGCGCGCCUGGGCCGACGUGCGCCGCGAGAGCAGCCUGCUGCAGCUGCUCAGCCGCCUGCCGCUCUUCGGCCUGGGCCGCCUCGUCACGCGCAAGUCCUGGCUGUGGCAGCACGACGAGCCGUGCUACUGGCGCCUCACGCGCGUGCGGCCCGACUACACGGCGCAGAACUUGGAGCACGGCAAGGCGUGGGGCGUCCUGACCUUCAAAGGACGCACGGAGACCGAGGCCCGCGAGAUCGCGCAGGUCAUGCACCACGACUGGAGGCUGGUGCCCAAGCACGAGGAGGCGGCCUUCGCGGCUGUCAGGCCGGCGCCGCCCGAGGACGCCCCGCAGCUCGUGCCCUACCCGCCGCUCCUCCGGGCCAUGAUUCUAGCGGAGCGGCGGGAGAGCGGGCGCGCCGGCGCCGAGGAGCCCAUGCUGAACGUCGGGAGGACGCGGGAGCGGCCCUGGGACUACCCGGCUGCACUGGAGGCGCGGAGAAGGGCCAGGGCCGCCGCGGCGUGAGGCGCCGGAGCGGGCGGGCCCCCCGGGAGCCUGCGUCCGACCCCCACCCCAGCGACGAGGCCGGGCCCCGUGUCUUCUCUUCCCUCCGGCCCCCGGCGCUGAGACGGCCGCUGGCGGUGAGGCCGCGGCCGGCGGGCGGGCCGUGUGCAGCCCCCGCGCCGACGCCGGCCCUUCCAGGCCCUUCCGCGUCCCUGCGGCGUUUGGCGUCUGCCGGGCGUAGGGCAGAGCGCGCGCGAAUAAAGGCAGAAGCAGUA
Molecule: messenger RNA, 946 nt
Organism: Hyaena hyaena (striped hyena)
Lineage: Eukaryota; Metazoa; Chordata; Mammalia; Carnivora; Hyaenidae
Gene: MRPS34
Product: mitochondrial ribosomal protein S34
Exons: 3
Coding region: 33-692 (219 amino acids)
Biological process (GO): mitochondrial translation
Cellular component (GO): mitochondrion; mitochondrial small ribosomal subunit
Molecular function (GO): structural constituent of ribosome
Source: RefSeq, a predicted model, not a curated record